Molecule: messenger RNA, 3567 nt
Organism: Cimex lectularius (bed bug)
Lineage: Eukaryota; Metazoa; Arthropoda; Insecta; Hemiptera; Cimicidae
Product: polycomb group protein Psc-like
Exons: 8
Coding region: 24-2717 (897 amino acids)
Biological process (GO): negative regulation of transcription by RNA polymerase II
Cellular component (GO): PRC1 complex
Molecular function (GO): promoter-specific chromatin binding
Source: RefSeq, a predicted model, not a curated record
UAUUUUCACUCGUUUAUUUCAGGAUGAAACUGCGGCGGCGGACACUCGUGAGGGAGAUAAAUCCUCAUUUAAUAUGCGUCCUCUGCAGCGGAUAUUUUAUCGAAGCCACGACCAUCGUCGAAUGCCUGCAUUCGUUUUGCAGGUCGUGCCUCGUGAAGUAUUUGGAGAAGAGCAAGUUCUGCCCUAUCUGCGAUGUCCAACUGCAUAAGAACAACCCUCUUCUUAGCGUCAGAUGUGACUCAACGUUGCAACAACUCGUUUAUAAACUCAUACCCGGCCUGUACGGAAGGGAAAUGGCAAGAAGGAGGAAAUACUACUCGGAAUUGGGUGGACCCAGCUCGGAUCCUGACUGCGGUGAAUUUCCCGUCGGGGAUGCUUAUUUCUCCCCCGAAGAUUCCAUCAGUCUUUCUUUGGAGUUCGUCAACUGCAUAAAAGAUGAAGAGUCGAGUGGGAGUGAUUCGGAAGAAGGGGCCGCCGAUAAACAGGCAAUCCACCACAGAAGAUAUUUGCAAUGUCCUGCUGCGGUGACGAUGUCCCAUCUGAAGAAGUUCCUUCGCAUGAAAUACGGCCUCAGUCACGAUCACAACGUUGAUAUAAUUUACGCCGGAGAAAUUUUGACCGAUGACUUUUCACUAAUGGACGUGGCUUAUACUUUCUCUUGGAAUAGGGCAUCACCUAUGAGAUUUAAAUUUCGCCUACUUCAGAGAAAUUCCAUGGCGCAGAUAGUUCCUAAUAAAGACCUCGUGUCGGUCCGUGACAACGGGGUUUCUCAGGCUGCCAAGAACGAAUCGGAAGGUAAGAAGGAGGCUCAGUUGUGUCCUCCGGCCACAAGCGCGCCCGUGAAGAGGCUGAGCUUUCACGAAGGUGAAAAUAAUAAAGUCGAGUCGUCCAAGCCGAAGAAGAACGGAACCGAAAACACCAACGGCCAUCUGAAAAGGAGUUUGGUUCAGGAGAAAACGGAAAACAGGGAAAAAGAACCCGCCGACGAACCCGAAAUCAAGAAGGCUAAAAUAGCCGAACCUGUCGUCGACAAAGAGAAAGAAGAGAGGCUCCUGAAGAAAGAGAAAGAAAGAUUGAUAUACGAAGAGAAAGUCAAGAAAGAAAAAGAGAAGAAAGAAGAAGAAAGGGCGCGCAGAGAAAAAGAAAAGGAGGAGAAAGCGUUGAGAAAAGAAAGAGAGAAGGAAAAACAGACCGCUGAAGCUGCUAAGAACAAACAGAAAGAUAACCGAAACUAUAUACAUAAUAACAGGAACCGGGUUAUCGAAGGAGACGACGACGAUAUAGUAGAAGAGGUCGAGGAAGAAGUCGAGGAAAUCGAGGCUAUGGAGGUAGAUGAAGAAGAGGAGGAAAGACUGCAAAUAACGACACCAGAAGAAGAUUUGGUCGAAGAAGAACAAAUCGAGGAAGAACCAAUAAAAGAAGUCCGUUAUGUCCAGUCGAAAUCCGAAGAACGUAGGAAGGAGAAGAAAAAGAACAAAAAAGCGAAACAUCAUCAUCACCACAGGCACCACGACAGAAAGAGGGAUUCUCCGCCCGCGGCUACCAUACUCCACUCAUCCGAAAACGACAUAAUGAAGCUGAAAAUUAAGUUGACGGAUAUUAACAAACCGAAAUAUAGCGUAGUUGAUCCGAAUGAAGACAAGAAGGAAAUCAAAGAAAACGGCUACGGUCAUAAGCACGACAAGCAUUCGGAAAAAGUCGAUCAAAAACAGAAGGAAGAAGAAGCGAAAAAAGUCGUCGACGCGGCCAAUAAUAAUAAAAUAGACGCGGUAAAAACAAAAAAUGAAAUUUUGGUUAAAGAAAAAAUGCCACCGAUCAGGCAAACGAUCCGCCAGCAGAAGCCGUCUCCGAGCCCCCCAUCGCCGAAAAUGAGCCCACCGCCGAAGCCGGCGGCAAGCCCCAAAGUAUGCGUGUCGCCCAAGUCCCAGCCGAUAAUGCCGAAACAGAACGGUUCCGUCAAAGCGGAACCGAUCAAAAUGCCUCCUUCUUCGAUCACAGUGAGCAAGAUAACAGCCGCUGAAAAACGCCAAAUGGAACAGCAGAAGUUGCUCAUGCACCGGAACAAUAGCAACGGAGUGGAUUCGAAACGGCCCUCUUUGGAAAUCAUGCUUGUGAACGCGCCGAAAAAGGCUUCCGAUUGCGAGACGAAGCCCGUCGAGGUGAAGAAAGUCAUCCGGCCGACGCCUCCAUCGAUCCCUCUCUCCCGGUUGGGCAAAAACGUCGCAUUCGGUCCCAAAAGCUCUCCUCCCCCGCUCGUCCCGGCGACAAAAGCCAGUUCCCACGACGAAAGCGGAGCCCUAGACCUCUCCGGGAAAUCCUCCAGGAAAUCGCCCGACGUCGAAUCCGCGAUGCGCAACCUCGUCACCCUCUCCGACACGGCCGUUCACGUGAGGAACAUGAUGUCCCAGGAACCGCCGCCCACCCUCAAAAUCCCCGUCCCUCCGGCCAUCGGUCUCAACAGCAAAGUGCCGUCGCUCCAGAUGGCCUACCAGAACCAGAGGACGAUCAAGCCCGUCCCGAAUCAAAGCGUGAGGCAGAUUCCAAAUCCAUCCGCCCUCAUGUUCAGACAACACAACAUGAACGGCAGGACCGUCCCGCCUCCGGGUGUUCCCAUCAAUUCUCUAAGAAGGAUAGAAAGUAUGACUAAAAACAUCGAAAAAGUCGCCGCUGGCCUAUCCGUCAAAGCUGCCGUCGAGGCGGGCUACGCCAUCAAAUGAUGGCAGUUAAACUCACUUUCCAAGAAGAGUGAUAAAUUAAAUAAAAAUUAGAUAAUAGUCUAGUCUCUAUUAGAAAAAAAAAUUCAGUACAAAACAUUACACAAUUAAUUUUGCUUCUCGUUUAGUUCCAUCACUAAUUAAAGCGAAGACUGCCUUCAUUGUAAAUAUCGAAAUGAAUUUAUUGGAAAAGUAUAUAUUGUAAAAAAACUAACAUCAUUUACGUAAUUAUAAAUUUUGAAAAUUAUUAUUGUUAUCUUUGCACGUACAAGAUGUAAAUUUUAGUAUAAAACCUUAUAUGUAAAUUAUUGUUAAUUUUAUUUAUCUCUUUUAGAAAGUGAAUAUUUAUUGUAAAUUAUAAAACGAUUCAAAUAAUACUGUUUAGCAUAGUGAGUGAAUGGAUUAUUAGUGUGUUAGUGCAUACUUUAAAAAAAAGUACUUUAUUAAACAACAACCAAAUUGUUAGUAGGGUAUGACUUAUUAAUAUUACUCACACAGUAAUACAUGUAAUAAAUCCUUCCUAAAAAAGGAAUAGUACAGUUUUUCUUUUAAUUUUUUUGUUAUUGAAUGUGUUAAAAUUUAUGCUUCCCCUUGGUUUUAUGUUAUUUGUCCUAUUACGAUUGUUCCAUUGUUGUAUUAUAAGUUUGUUUUAUCGGUCUGAGUGUUAAUAUAUUGUCUGAUUUUAAUAUAUUGUAAAACGUAUCAUUUUAAAAGUCAAAUGUAUGGUUUAUUAUUUUCGGUUUUUCAAAACGGCGUAGAUUUAACAUUUAGGUCAUUAAAAUUUUUUACGUCUAUGUAUACAAUAUUUACUCUGUACGCCAUAUAGGGUGUAUUAUUUAAAUAAAAUGUUUAU